AUGUACGGCUUCAUAAACGCCGUAGUCCGCACCAUCGGUCUCCUCUGGACGCUGCUCAUCACGGCGCUCAUCGGGAAUGUCAUUGCCAGCAACAACAAUGGCCAGAUGGCCACCAUCAACUUCACAAUGUUUGUCGCUGCUCUCUCGUGGGUUGCCAACUUGUAUGGUGUUGCCGCGGCCAUCAUCUCUAGCCUUAGCAUGGUCAUUGUUCUCCUCGUCCUCGACGGCCUGGCCACUCUCUUCACCUUUAUCAAUGCCAUCGUCUUGGCCGCCAAACUGGGCGCGCCCAACUGCGGCAACCUCAGAAAUGCCGGUCUCUCAAGCAGCUGGAUCGGCUGGGGUUCCUCCGACAAUGAGAAGCGAUGCCGUGAGAUCCAGGCCAGCACCGCUUUCAUGUGGUUCCUCUGGGCCUGCUUCUGCGUUUCCCUGUUCUUCACCGUCAGGGAAGCCCGCGGCGGCGGCGGUCUCCGUGGUUCUGUGCGCUCUGGUAGGCCAAACAUGUCCCAGGUUGGCGUUUAA
This is a messenger RNA of Metarhizium robertsii ARSEF 23, 519 nucleotides long. RefSeq names its product non-classical secretion pathway, nce2 component. The record is from RefSeq and is a predicted model, not a curated record. Bases 1 to 519 code for a protein of 172 amino acids. The transcript has a single exon. Gene Ontology annotation, biological process: protein localization to plasma membrane; eisosome assembly. NCBI's taxonomy places the organism in Eukaryota, Fungi, Ascomycota, Sordariomycetes, Hypocreales, Clavicipitaceae. Gene Ontology annotation, cellular component: plasma membrane; eisosome.